Molecule: messenger RNA, 2628 nt
Organism: Phodopus roborovskii (desert hamster)
Lineage: Eukaryota; Metazoa; Chordata; Mammalia; Rodentia; Cricetidae
Gene: Dnai4
Product: dynein axonemal intermediate chain 4
Exons: 17
Coding region: 211-2628 (805 amino acids)
Biological process (GO): cilium movement
Cellular component (GO): axonemal dynein complex
Molecular function (GO): dynein heavy chain binding; dynein light chain binding
Source: RefSeq, a predicted model, not a curated record
CAACCCUCUGCCCUCCCCUCCGCCUCCGCCCUCCUCCUCUACCUCGAGCGGCCAGCCAACCGCGCGGCCGCUUCUUGAAACCGGCUCCUCGGUCGCCAUGACGCCCGGCAAACAUUCCCAAGCCGCUGACGCGGGCGGUUGGGGUCCGGGUCCGGGCACCCCAGAGCCGCUAGGGAAGGGGCGCUGAGCCCUAGUCUGCGGGUCGCCACCAUGUACGGUUCUCCGUCGAGCACCCGCAAGCAGACCAUCUUUUCCGCGAGUCCCAGCUCACAAACAAGGAAGUCCAUUAGCUUUAUUAACCCAUCAAAAUCAAGUUCAGGAAAAGGAUAUGUUGGUGCAAAUCAAAGCAGACUGGGCAUGUCGAGAACUAUGGUUACUGUACCAGAGAUGAAGCCUGCAGAAAAACUGAAUAUUUCUAGCAUUAAGACAGUACAGGUGUUUGAUGCAAGAGGCGUUGAUGUCACUCCCCGACCUCUCUACCAUCCAGAUCCACUUGUUGGAACAGCAAAGCCAAAUAAACUCUUGACGUCACAAGAAGGAUCACUUGGAUCAGAUUUUAUUUCUUCAUAUAGCCUGUAUCAAAAUACAAUCAACCCUAGUAUGUUAGGGCAGUUCACAAGGUCAGUUCUGGGGAGCAGCACAGUGUCCAAGUCAAGUGUGUCCACAACUGAAUCAAUAACAGAGGACCUAGAAGAACCAGCUUACAAGAGGGAAAGACUGGCUAGUUUUACAGAUGUUCGAGUUCUGAGGACUACACCUGAAACAGCUAUAACAAAGGAAGAGCUGGAGAAGAACAUAGAGAUCAUUCUCUCAGAGACGGAAACACUGAAAUUUUUUGAUCUGCCAACAGUCAUAUUCUCGAUAGAAUCUGAAGAAGCUGAGAAAAUAAUACUGAAAAAUAAGAAUUAUGAAAUCCUUUGUAGAAAUAGGUUAGGCAAUGACCUAUAUGUGGAAAGGAUGAUGCAAACAUUUAAUGGAGCACCAAAGAAUAAAGAGGUUCAGUGUGAAAAAAUCAUAACGGAAGAAAAAGGCAUAAUGGCCACUUCCUGGGAUUUGUAUGAUUCUUUCAACAGUCCCGAAGCUCUGCUAUCAGCAAAACAAUCUUUGGCUGGAAGUAAAGGAAAUUUACUUGCUAAAGACCAGGACCCAAAACUAGACGGAAAUGAAACUAGUUCCUUAAUGGAUAUAGAAAAUGUAAUUCUUGCUAAAGUUCAUGAAGAUGAAGAAGACCAUUCAGAGGCAAUAUUAAAAUCUGAGAAGCUUCAACAAGACUUAUUUUUCAUGGAAAGGGUUUUAAUGGAAAAUGUAUUUCAGCCAAAGCUUGCAGCCUACCGUCAACUCCCUGUUUUAAAAGAGCAUGAGCCUGGAGAGCCUGAAGAAGUUUUGGAAGAAGAAAGUCAUGAGGAAAUGGAGGAAGAGGUCAAGAAGGAUGACGAAGAAGAAACGGAACUGGAACUAGAGAUAACCACAGAGCAGUCGACAAUACCAGCCAACCUGGAACGGCUCUGGUCCUUCACCUGUGACUUAACCAAGGGCCUCAAUGUGAGCAGCCUUGCCUGGAAUAAAGCAAAUCCAGAUCUUUUGGCUGUUGGCUAUGGAAAUUUUGGAUUUAAAGAGCAAAAAAGAGGAAUGGCUUGCUGCUGGUCAAUAAAGAACCCUAUGUGGCCAGAGCGCAUUUAUCAGAGUGCAUAUGGAGUUACCUCUGUGGACUUUUCAAUCGGCACACCUAACCUGCUAGCAGUUGGCUACCACAAUGGCACGGUUGCCAUUUACAACGUACAGAGCAGCAAUAACACUCCAGUUCUGGACAGUAGUGAGUCACCUCAAAAACAUCUGGGCCCUGUUUGGCAAGUGCAGUGGAUAGAGCAAGACAGAGGAACUACAGGGGACGACAAAAGAGAAAUCUUGGUGUCUAUAUCAGCUGACGGAAGGAUCUCCAAGUGGAUUAUCCGCAAAGGGCUGGAUUGUCAUGAUCUGAUGCGACUGAGGCGAACUACAACUACCAGCAGCAAAAAGGGAGGGGAAAAGGAAAAGAAAGGCGAGGCUUUGAUAUCUCGACAGGCUCCUGGAAUGUGCUUUGCUUUUCACCCCAAGGACACCAAUAUCUAUCUGGUUGGCACAGAAGAAGGCCUUAUUCACAAGUGUUCCUGUUCUUACAAUGAGCAAUACCUAGAGACCUAUAGAGGACACAAGGGUCCAGUGUAUAAAGUCACGUGGAACCCAUUUUGUCCUGAUGUCUUCUUGAGCUGCUCUGCAGAUUGGGGUGUCAUGGUCUGGCGUCAGGAGACUCUCAAGCCGUUUUUGAGUUUUUACCCAACUACUUUCGUUGUUUAUGAUGUCGCCUGGUCUCCAAAAUCUGCCUAUAUUUUUGCUGCUGCAAAUGAGAGCAGAGUAGAGAUUUGGGACCUUCAGAUCAGCACUUUGGACCCUCUGAUUGUGAAUGUUGCUAACCCUGGAAUCAAGUUCACAACUAUUCUCUUUGCCAAACAGACAGAUUGCCUUCUAGUAGGAGAUAGCGAUGGGCAGGUUGCAGUCUAUGAACUGAGAAAUAUGCCUACUGCUUCAGAGAGUGGCCGGGGAGAUGUAAUAAGCAUUCUGCUUGGGCCCAAGACAAGCCAACCAGAGUAA